Molecule: messenger RNA, 748 nt
Organism: Olea europaea var. sylvestris
Lineage: Eukaryota; Viridiplantae; Streptophyta; Magnoliopsida; Lamiales; Oleaceae
Product: zinc finger Ran-binding domain-containing protein 2-like
Exons: 2
Coding region: 96-428 (110 amino acids)
Cellular component (GO): cytoplasm
Molecular function (GO): mRNA binding
Source: RefSeq, a predicted model, not a curated record
UGCCAAUUCAUUUCACUCCAAGCAAUAUCUUCUUCUACCAAUACACUUGUUAAUACAGCAAAACUUUUCUUUCUUCAGAUAACAAUAUAUAGUAAAUGAGUAGUGGAGACUGGAUGUGUGCUGCAUGCCAGCAUGUCAACUUCAAGAAACGCGAGUCGUGCCAACGCUGCAGCUGUCCUAAAUAUGCCUCCGAAGCCGACGUAUCUGCAUAUGGGACGAACAGAACAGAAGUCUUGGCCGGAGAUUGGUAUUGUGGCACUUUGAAUUGUGGUUCACACAACUAUGCAAGCCGAACUAGCUGCUAUCGAUGUGGCGCAUCAAGAGAUUAUUGUGGAUAUGGCGCUGGAAUGGUGGCACCUGCUGGUGAUGCAUAUGAUGCCAGUGUGCUUCCCGGAUGGAAAACUGGCGACUGGAUUUGUUCCAGGUAAAACCAUCUGCCCUUCAAUAGCUUAAGCUCUCAGACAAGGUGAUUCAAUAAUAAUUUUGGGAGUAGAAGGGGAGAUGAAUUAUUUGACAUUAGUAUGAAGUGGACUAAGUAUAUUUUCUUUAUCAUAAUUCCAAGAGAUUGUCUAGUAAGUGUACUCACUUAAAAUUGACAUGCAUUUUUCACAAAAUUACACUACAAAGAAAGAGUAUCUACAUGCAAUCAUGGCCAACUUCCAAUGUGUUUUGCAAAUUUUGCAGAACUAAAAGGAUAUUAACAUCAGCACACACUAUAUCUCAAGAGCUCGCGACACGAACACUUGCA